Molecule: messenger RNA, 2369 nt
Organism: Hypoxylon fragiforme
Lineage: Eukaryota; Fungi; Ascomycota; Sordariomycetes; Xylariales; Hypoxylaceae
Exons: 2
Coding region: 278-2143 (621 amino acids)
Biological process (GO): regulation of DNA-templated transcription
Molecular function (GO): zinc ion binding; DNA-binding transcription factor activity, RNA polymerase II-specific
Source: RefSeq, a predicted model, not a curated record
CGACGUAUAUCCUGGUCUGGUAGGACCGUCCGUUCUAGGUACUCUAGGAUCUAAAAGGCGGGAACUUGCAAGAAAUAAAAUCAAAUAAAAGCAUUGACUACCUUUUGGAGUCAUCGAGUCUGCUGGCGACGGAAUCUCCUUUUUCUUUUUCCUCCCAGCAAAACCAAACCGCAUCCCGAACGGUAGUUGAGCGCUUUUCUCCACUUUGAGCAUCAGCUGUCCCUCCGUCAUCGACACUCUCCCUCUCUACACGGAAGCGAUCCGUGAGGCAGGCGGAAUGGCGUCUGCUUCACCCAUUGACGUUUACCAAUCCGCUUCUGCCGGAUCCAAUAGUGGCAGUGCCUCCCCCCGACAACCCAUAACCCCGAAACAUGUUCAAUUCGAACUUCUCUUCCCCGAAUCUCCCCAAUAUCGCGCACGACUCCCACUGCGUGUUCAGAUUUACCCUCAUGAUGACACCGAAUCAAUAAUCUCGACUGUGAAGAACUUUUAUGGCCUCUAUCAUGGGGGUAAGGGUGUCAGUUUCGAGGACGAUCGACGCAACACCCUCAUUGCAAGAUAUGAGAAUUUCAGUAACAAUAUGGUCGUCUAUGUGAGAGUCAUUGAAGAGUCCCCUCCACCAGCAGGUGUAUUUGUGCCGAACAAUUUUCAACCUGCGCCGAUUGAAUACGCGGGCCAACAACUAGGCCACCAUAUUUCACGGCCCACGUCAAGAACUUCUCGAAGACGUAGUCCUUCUCCCAACAGAGGUCGCGGCCGACGUAGCGCGUCUGCUAGCACGAACCCAACAGCUGGGAAGAAAGGUCGUUCACGCUCUAUCAAGAACCGUGCAGCAAACUACGACAACCACAGCGAUAGCCUCAAUGGAUAUAGCAGUGGAGACGGCGCUUCUGCUUCUGUGUCUAGCAAAGCAAAGGAACAGAUUGGCAACACCGACAUCAGCGUCGAGAACAUUGUAGAAGGUGGUCGCCGUAAACGCGCCAAAUUUGAAAGCUCGGAACUACCACUCUUUGCGCCGCCUCAGAUGCCAGCUGCGACUUCUAACCCGUCGGUCUCGCCUGUGCGUCGUGUUGAGCACCAGCGACCAUCUUUCCCAUUUGCGCACCCUGGGCAGAACGCCUUUACAAACCCUCGACCCCUCCAAUCUCCCCAGAGCUACAGCAAUGGGUACGGCCAAGCUGGCAUGUUUGCGACGCCAAUUAGCGACGCCAGACGCCAUCGUGGCAGCACUGGUUAUCCUGGCAAUAGUGCUGGUAUAUUACCUACCCCUGACCCAACUAUUGGAAGUUGUGUCUCUGAGGAGGACAAAGAUGUCGCCAUCCAGCUUAUGAGACUGGGUGAAAUGUCCAACAUUUCACACGGCAGAACGUCUGCCUCGACGUUAGAUGAUACCUUCAGCGGUAGAGCUGAUGUCGCUUCGUCUACCGGUGCCACGAGCGACGCCGACAGUGAAAGCGAGAAUGACUUGCCACCAUCGCGUCGGCAGAAGCUUGACGCGUCUGGUAACAAUCGCAAGGUCUAUCAGGCAACGCACAACCACUUUAUACCGUCGCGCGACAGCGCUGAUGCUAGCGGCGAUGACGCUGAUUACGAGGACGGCGCCGACGAUGGUCCUCUUGCAGGACUGAAAUCCAAUGACACCAAACCUAAGCCCCAACAAGCUGGAAAGCCGCAGGCACCAGGUGCAAAGCCCGUCAAGUCUAAGCCUUUCAAGGCUCCCAAAACUACCAAGACGAAGAAAGUUAACACUGCCAUUGCCGCCACUGCUGGCCCAAUGUCGCCUGCCUCUCUACCGACCCAUUCACGUAAGCCUUCUAUUGCUUCAGCCACCGCACUCCCCGGGCAGCCGGGUGAGGAUGACCAACCGGACUUAUCUACCAAGCCCCGCUGUCAGCGAUGCCGCAAGAGCAAGAAAGGCUGUGACCGUCAACGGCCUUGUGGUCGUUGCCGUGAUGCCGGUCUCAGCGCCGAUCAAUGCAUCAGCGAAGAUGAGGGCAACGGCAGAAAGGGGCGCUACGGCCGCCACAUGGGCGUUCCCAUCAAGACAGCAGCAGAUGUUGCUGGCCCCCCUACUCUCCUACCCGCUGCUCCUAUUGCGGUUCCUGCGCUAGCAGGCGACAAGCACAAGAAGCGCAAGCGGUAGGGGACCUGAUAUACAAACGGGCACCUACCAAGACGUCAAAACUCUGCAAUACGUGUCAGGCGAGAUGAGUUAUGGUAUGCUAGCAGCAGAUGUUACGCUACCUUUCUGAAUUGCAUCUACUUUGAGGGUGGAGAGUCGAAUCUGUUGGCUUCAUCGACGCCAAACCUAGCUUGCCAGCUAGGCGUGUUUGUAUCUUUGAAGCCAGCAGUUCGCACUUAUAACAUGG